Molecule: messenger RNA, 6022 nt
Organism: Cynoglossus semilaevis (tongue sole)
Lineage: Eukaryota; Metazoa; Chordata; Actinopteri; Pleuronectiformes; Cynoglossidae
Gene: myo3b
Product: myosin IIIB
Exons: 36
Coding region: 1178-5128 (1316 amino acids)
Biological process (GO): positive regulation of filopodium assembly; peptidyl-serine phosphorylation; regulation of actin filament length
Cellular component (GO): filopodium tip; photoreceptor inner segment; stereocilium tip
Molecular function (GO): microfilament motor activity; ATP binding; protein binding
Source: RefSeq, a predicted model, not a curated record
AUGUAUUGUAAAUAACAAUAUCUUUAUAAUAAAAUUAAAUAAUGUAAUAGUUGUGGAAACAACACAGGAUGUGGAAAAAGGAAACACAGGAUAUCAAAUAUUUAUAUUUAUAUUUUUAAAAUACUUGUCUUAUGUCUUAUAUCUUAUGAUUUCUUCUCAAUAUUUCUCUUUUUUUUACAUUAUUGAUACAGUUCAUCGUUUUUUAUGCGUUAAGUUGUUUUUACUAUUUAUAAUAUUCAGUAUUCUUUACUCACUCCAUAUGCAGAUGACACCCUCGUUUAUAUUCUGCACCUACCAGGAAGGUGUUUUCUUUUAUUGGUUAUUGGUGUUGUUUUAUUUGCCGUUCUGGUCUUUUAUUUCUGGAUUUUUAAGUCAUGACACUUGCUCUUCUUGAAUUUCAAUCUCAACCAGGUUGACCUUGUUAGAUAAAGCUUAAAUGAAUACAUUUACCUAUUGCUAUCACAUGCUUCUCCUUCAAGGACACAGUAAAGGAUAUCAGUUACAUUGCAGUAUUGUUGAGUAUGAAGUAUCCUCAGGGUACUGGCAUAUCCAUCUGUGUGCUUCAUAACAGUAGAUCAUCAUUCAACAUUUCUUUCCACAUCUAUGCACUUUAAAAAGAGCUACUUUGUCCUUGCCUCCAGGGUCGUACGGACCCUGUGACGCACAUAACAUGUUCAUGACAAGUGAACCCGUCGUGUGAUGCUACACAAAUAUUCCUCUCCAUCAUGUUUAUCAGCAGGAUGUUCAAUUUCACACAAGACAAAAUGGGACACAUGUUUUGAAAACAACACCAACAUUCCCCUAAUUCAUCAUGCACUAGUCUGCUGUUACUGUCACCACUACUGUGAAGUGCCUGCUAUAGAAUCAAUGUCAGCCUCCUACUACUGCACUGGUCAUCAGUUUCCCCCAAAAGCAACUAUUUGUUGGUGAAGGUGCAGCUCUUUUCCACUGCUCGUUCAGCACAACGCUUGUCAAGUUAAUCUCUAUCUAAUCCAAUUGAUCUGAGGGAGAUUGCACUUAGUGGGUGCUGACAACGUCCCUGUCAUUGAGAGACGGCUGAUUCACUGUCAGUGUCAAACGCCACUUGUUUGCCAGCCGUACCCUCCAAGAGGCAGUAGGUAUUGUUAUGUCAUGAUUACUUGAGACUCGUUUAGUCUUGAUUUUUUUUUCUCCUCAGAUGAGUCAGAAGGAAGUAACACGCGCCAUGAAGUCACUGUUUGGGCUUUAUCCCUACCAUUCUAGCAUGAUUGGCCUAGAAAACCUGGGCGAUCCGUCAGGAAACUGGGAUAUCGUGGAGACCAUCGGUAAAGGAACAUACGGAAAAGUUUACAGAGUGAACAACAAGAAGGAUGGAAGUCAGGCAGCAGUAAAAGUCCUGGACCCAGUCAACGACGUGGAUGAGGAGAUAGAAGCAGAAUACAACAUCCUGAGGACUCUGUCAAACCAUCCUAAUGUGGUCAAGUUUUAUGGAAUGUUCUACAAGUCCGAGAGUCUGUCAGGGGGACAACUGUGGCUGGUGCUGGAGCUGUGCAACGGUGGAUCUGUCACAGAACUCAUCAAAGGUCUGCUCAUGCGAGGCCAGCGUCUGCAGGAGCCCGUUAUUUCAUACAUCUUGUACGGCGCCCUUUUGGGUCUGCAACAUUUGCACAACAACCAGAUUAUUCAUCGUGACGUCAAAGGCAACAACAUCCUGCUGACCACGGAGGGAGGAGUCAAACUGGUUGACUUUGGUGUUUCAGCACAACUGACCAGUGCACGACUGCGGAGGAACACAUCGGUCGGGACUCCGUUUUGGAUGGCUCCUGAGGUCAUAGCCUGUGAGCAGCAGUUCGAUUACUCCUACGACGCCCGCUGUGACGUGUGGUCCCUGGGAAUCACAGCCAUUGAGCUGGCAGAUGGAGACCCACCUCUGGCUGAGAUGCACCCAGUCAAAGCCCUCUUCAAAAUUCCAAGAAAUCCUUCCCCAACAUUAAGAAAUCCAGAUCAGUGGUGCAGGAGCUUCAGCCACUUCAUCAGCCAGUGCCUGAUAAAGGAUUUUGAGGCACGUCCAUCUGCCACACACCUCCUGGAGCAUCCCUUCAUCAAACAGGCCCAUGGCAAAGAGAUGGCUCUACGUCAGCAGCUUGCAGCUCUCAUCCAGGAACAGCAACAAGCGGGCUGCAAAACUAAAACCAAGCACGAGAGGAUCAAUACUCGUAAAACCCUCAUAAUAGAGAGCUGUCCUGAUGAUGAUCUGGUAAACCUGGAGUUUUUAGACGAGGAGACAAUAAUCAGCCACCUCCAUAAGAGGUAUGAUGAGCUGCAGGUUUACACCUACGUGGGUGACAUCCUCAUCGCUCUCAACCCUUUCCAGAGCCUCAGCAUAUACUCUCCAAAGUUUUCUACAUUAUACCAUGGUGUGAAGCGAGGUGACAACCCUCCACACAUCUUUGCUACGGCGGAUGCAGCGUACCAGGGCAUGGUGACCUUCUCCAAAGACCAGUGUAUUAUAAUAAGUGGUGAGAGUGGAGCUGGAAAAACAGAAAGCGCUCACUUAAUUGUCCAACAUCUCACCUUCUUAGGAAAGGCAAAUAAUCGGACGUUGCGAGAGAAAAUAUUGCAGGUGAACCCUCUCGUUGAGGCCUUUGGAAACGCCUGCACGGCCAUUAACGAUAACUCCAGUCGCUUUGGAAAGUACCUGGAGAUGAAGUUCACACCCACUGGUGCCGUCAUUGGUGCCAAGAUAUCAGAAUAUCUGCUGGAGAAGUCCAGGGUCAUCAAACAGGCUGUGGGAGAGAAAAACUUCCACAUAUUUUAUUAUAUAUACGCUGGACUUUACCACCAGGACAAGUUAAAAACGUUCAGGCUGCCUGACAGGACCCCACCCAGGUACAUCGACAGUCAACACUCCAAAGUAAUGCAGGACAUUGUCUCCAGUAAACUGUACAAGGAGCAGUUUGAUGCCAUUCAGGAGUGUUUCACCAACAUUGGCUUCACUGAAGAGGAAGUCAACUCUGUAUACAGGAUUCUCUCAGCCAUUUUAAACACAGGUGACAUUGAAUUUGCUGCCAUCACGUCCCAACACCAGACUGAUAAAAGUGAAGUCCCAAACUCAGAGGCCCUGGAGAAUGCUGCCUCUCUCCUCAGCAUUGGUCCUGAGGAGCUUCAGGAAGCUCUGACCUCCCAGUGUGUGGUCACCAGAGGGGAAACCAUCAUCCGCACCAACACAGUGGACAAAGCUACGGAUGUCCGAGACGCCAUGUCCAAGGCUUUGUACGGACGCCUCUUCAGCUGGAUAGUGAACCGCAUCAACUCCCUGCUGCAGCCUGACAUGAAUAUCUGUGCUGCUGAGAGUGGCAUGAAUGUGGGAAUCCUGGACAUCUUUGGAUUUGAAAAUUUCACAAAGAACUCCUUUGAGCAACUGUGCAUCAACAUCGCAAACGAGCAAAUACAGUUUUACUUCAACCAGCACAUAUUUGCCCUGGAACAGAUGGAGUAUCAGAGUGAGGGGGUGGACGCCAGUCUGGUGGAGUACGAGGACAACAGGCCAAUCCUGGACAUGUUCUUGCAAAAGCCCAUGGGCCUGUUGUCCCUGCUGGAUGAGGAGAGUCGCUUCCCGCAGGCCACUGACCACACUCUAGUGGAUAAGUUUGAAGACAAUCUGCGCAACAAGUAUUUCUGGAUCCCAAAACGUAUGGAGCUUUGUUUUGGAAUCCAGCAUUACGCAGGAAAGGUAAUGUACAAUGUGAAUGGAUUUCUGGAGAAAAACCGAGACACUCUUCCUGCCGACAUCGUGGUGGUGCUGAGGACGUCAGAGAACAAGCUUCUUCAGCAGCUCUUCUCCAGUCCUUUGACUAAAACAGGUAACCUGGCGACAUCCAGAGCCCGAGUCACUGCAGCCUCGAGAUCUCUGCCCCCGCAGCUCAGUUCAGGGCGGGUCAAGUCUCCCAAAUAUCUCCUGAAGGUGGACACCAUGGAGAUGAUGAGACAUCCUGAAGAAACCACCAACAUGAGGAGACAGACUGUGGCCUCCUACUUCCGUUACUCCCUGAUGGACCUGCUGUCAAAGAUGGUGGUGGGACAACCACACUUUGUCCGCUGCAUCAAACCCAAUGAUGACAGGCAGGCUCUGCGCUUCUGUAAGGAGAGAGUGUUGGUGCAGCUACGAUACACCGGCAUCCUGGAGACAGUCAACAUCCGUCGGCAGGGUUACUCCCACCGCAUCGCCUUCGAAGAGUUUGUCAACAGAUAUUACUACCUUGCCUUCCGUGCUCACCAGAUGCCUGAGACCAGUAAAGAAAAUGCUAUGGUCAUACUGGAACGCUCCAAGUUAGAAGACUGGGUGCUGGGCAAAACAAAGGUUUUUCUGAGGUACUACCACGUGGAGCAGCUAAACCUCCUCCUGCGGGAGGUGAUCGCUCGGGUGGUGGUGCUGCAGGCCUACACGAAGGGCUGGCUGGCUGCAAGGCGAUACAGAAAAGACAAGCAGAAGAGAAACCACGGAGCGGUCGUCAUUCAGUCAGCCUGGAGGGGUUAUGUUGCUCGGCAGAACCUCAAACACAUAAAAAAGGAGCGGGAAAAGGCCGCCACUCGCAUACAGUCAGUUUACAGGGGCCAUCGAGUGCGCCGCAACCUUGCACCCCAGAGGAGCAGAUGUCAUUCUGAGGCUGAAGUGAAGACCACCAAGGAGGACCAGACUAGGUCAAACAGCCAAAAGGGCAGAGAGACACACACUGUCCUCAUACACAGAGAAGAUGUUGGCUCCAUCAGCGGGGACAGACAAGUGAGAGACUUCAGGGGAGACAAAGGCAGAGACGAAGACAGUGUAACCAAGACAGCCAGACUGCGAGACGCGCAGAGUAAACAAGGUCCGGUGACAAAGCUGCAGCAGAGAACUCCUCGCCGGCGGGGCCACCAGCCCAAGCUGCUCAAUAGCCCCGAGGACAGCCUUUACUACAACCAGAUAAACAGAACUCUGGAUUACCAGGGGAGCAAGAGGAAGCCCAGAAAACUUGGGCAAAUCAAAGUACUGGACGGUGAAGACGAGUACUACAAAUUACUGUCAGCGGUGGACUCGAUUCCUGAGGAGGACUACACGUCUGCCACCUCCUCGGCUCUUUCUACUGGGCCUCCUGUCAGUCAGGGCUGAACCUUCCAACCAUGUCAACCGAGAGCGCUGCAGGCCGCCACCCUGUACUUGAUCAUAGAGUUUCCCUCUCUCUGAGGCUGGAUUAGCAUCAUGCAGGGUGGGCUGAGAGGAGGUUAAAGAAGACGUGUCCUGCCUUAUGUGACCCCCAGGCCUACCCCACGCACCGCCGAGCCUUUGCUCUUUGCUCUUAAGUAUGCAGAGGUCCCCGGCUUCAUGGACUCGGAAGAGAGAGAGAGGGAGAAGGGUUGUAUCGCGUUGCAGGGGUAAAUUAGUGAGACCAAAGUCGGAGUUUGAGUGUGUUGGGGGCUGCGAACAAUGGCAGCUUUCUGUCAGAGAGCAACUUCAAAGGUCCGUUGAGUGACUGCUCUGAGUUAUACUUUGUUGUAGAUCACUGAGGAAAUUCACAGAUGUUUUCUCAUACGAGACACCAUUAUAGCGGCUCAAGUACCCAGUAGCCUCCAGCGUCUCCCUCUCCCUCUCUCUCUCUCCCUCCCUCCCUCUGACUUCCAUUCUCACACAUCCACACUCCCUCUCACUCCUCCUCCUCCUCCUCCCCCUCCUCCUCCUGUUCCUCCUCCUACCCAGUCUCUGAUAUCUCUGGUAGGAGACAGAUGUGGAACCUGCUUUCGCUCCAACUGUCCAGAGAAUAUGGAGAGUUAAAAGAGGGCCUGUGUUGUGGCGCUGCCCUUUGACUCUGUCAGAUGCGAAGAACUCAACUGUCAGUUCACCCCAGCGUGUCAAAAUCUCACUCUUCUUCUGUCAAUCCCACCUAUUUCUUCUUUGUAACUUUGGUUCUUUAUCUUUAAAAUAAAUCAAUGGAAACUUAUAUUCAAGAAAAUAUAAGAAAUUCAAGAAAAUAUAUUCAAGAUUAUUGUACUAAAUGAAUAACCUAUA